This is a messenger RNA of Boleophthalmus pectinirostris (great blue-spotted mudskipper), 1727 nucleotides long. It is a transcript of the gene cldn11a, whose product is annotated as claudin 11a. Gene Ontology annotation, molecular function: structural molecule activity. The record is from RefSeq and is a predicted model, not a curated record. The coding region runs from base 11 to 664 and encodes 217 amino acids. Lineage: Eukaryota; Metazoa; Chordata; Actinopteri; Gobiiformes; Gobiidae. Gene Ontology annotation, biological process: cell adhesion; bicellular tight junction assembly. The transcript has 3 exons. Gene Ontology annotation, cellular component: bicellular tight junction; plasma membrane.
UUUUGGCGCAAUGGCGAACUCCUGUCUCCAGCUGACCGGGUUUGUGCUGAGUUUUGUGGGCUGGCUGGGCAUCGUGAUAGCCACUGCCACCAACGAUUGGGUCAUUAAUUGUAAAUACGGACUUAACACGUGUAAGAAGAUGGACGAGCUGGGCGCCAAAGGGCCGUGGGCAGACUGCGUGAUCUCCACCGGGAUCAACCACUGCGUGUUUCUUACGCAGCUGCUGGACCUGCCAGCGUACAUCCAGACCACACGUGCCCUCAUGAUCACAGGGUCCAUCUUGGGUCUGCCCGCCGUGGGGAUCAUCCUCAUGUCUCUGCCCUGCAUCAAACUCGGCAACGAACCCCAGAGCUCCAAAAACCAGCGCGCCAUCAUCGGAGGAGUCCUCAUACUGAUAGUCGGGGCGUGUGGGCUGAUCUCCACAAUCUGGUUCCCCAUCGGCGCGUACCAGGAGCAGGCUCUGAUGGCGUUUGGCUUCUCCCUGUACGCGGGCUGGUUCGGGACCAUCUUCGUCCUGAUAGGGGGGUUCAUGCUGGCCUGCUGUUCCUCCGAGUCCCACCCACGUGCCUACCAGGACAACAACAGAUUCUACUACUCCAAAAACGGAAGCAGCACCGUCCCAGCACCCACAUCCGCCAAUCACGCCAAGAGCGCACAUGUCUAAUUGGACUUUAAGUACUGAGUUGUUAUGCAGAAAUACUUUCUCCAACUUUUUUACAGUUCAGAAGAUGUAUUUGGCAUUUCAAAGUACAAGAACCAAAGGACUUUCUACCACUGGAUUUAUUCAACGCGAAAUAAAUAAGGCUAUGUCAGUGUAUUGCAAAAACAUGAAUCUACUUGGGGCUAUCCAUGAAAAAUUUGGACUGUUACCAUAGAAAAUAUCACUUUAAAACUACUAAUUAUAUAUUUUAAUUGGGAAAAGUCUUCAAAUCAUCUAGCAGGAUUAAACCAGGUCUUAACCAGGUUUAAACAACAUCUGAACCAACUGGACAAAACCCAGUGUAAACCAGCAUCAAAUGAGAAGAAAUCCUGUGCCGAGCUCAGAUCCCGGACCAAGACUAAACCAGGUCUAAACAAGGACUGAAUCCAGGACUAAACAAGGAUUUGUCCCAACGAAAGCUUUGAAGAGGCCCACUAAGAAAGAAAUUAGCAAUAAUAAUGUAGACUACCCUUGACUUUAACCCUGGAUCCAUAGACCAGACCACUCUUUUUUGAUUUUAUGGCUUUUAUAUAAAGAUCUUGAACAACGACAAGAAUAAAAGUAGUUACAAUGUUGGGCUAGGUUCAGCUUCUGCUCCGGUUAUCAAAGAUUUUAAAUACAGUGGGGGCCUUACUGAUAUUAAGUUUAUUAAGUACACAAGACAGAUGUAUUUUAAUAACAUUCAAUUCUGAUUGGACUAUAAUACGCACUGUGUAGUGAUUCUAAAAUGUUUUCUACAACUUUUCGGCAGUUCAGAAGAUAUUAUAUUUGGCAUUUCAAAGUAGAAAAAUGAAAGCAAAAACAUGGACGUUCUACCACAAGAUUCAGUAAACAAUAACUUCCACUUGGGACUGUCCAUGGGUUUCAGGAUGAUGAAAAAUAUAUAUCAAAAUAUGAUAUCUUUUCAGUGGGGAAAGUUUUAAAAUGGUGCAUGUAACAGGAAUCUGAAACCCACGAAUAGUGGGAUUAAACCAGGUCUAAACAAGGUCUGAAUCAACUGGACUGAACCCAGUGUAAACCAGCGCCA